CAUUCUUAUGUCUCGACUCUACAGGAGCCGUCGUAUACACCACCUAUCCAAGACUGACGUUUUAGUUAUCAUGUGGCAAAGCAACUCGCAGAACAAGGAGACUAAACGGACAGCUGACGUCGCCUGUCACUCAUGUCGAAAACGGAAAGUUAAAUGCGAUCGCGAGCAACCAUGCUGUCAAGUUUGUAUCGAAACAGGACAAUAUUGCGAGUAUCCAGAAAGAGUACUCAAACCAGGACCAAAGAUCGGCUCACUACAGCGCCGUGGACGCAGAUACAGAGAUCGAUGCCAAUCCAAGGCCUCGGACCAACAGAACAGAAGCAACGGUUCUGCAUCCCCCAUAGAUCAAAACGGGAUGGAGAGGUCUAUCGUAGUCGAUGUGAGCCAUUCUGAGCGUCGACAGAGCUUUGCAAGCAGUUCGUCACGUCGCAAAUCAGACGCCCAAGAUCAAAACGCAGGUCGCAAGGGUUCAAAGCUGAAUAUUCAUGACCUUUCGUUCAUCUUACAUCCUUCUCAUGAAGUCACGACGCCGGAUGAAGAACCGCUGACGGCCAUGUCGGCCGAGUCUGCCGAUAUUGAUAACCAGAGAUUAUUCCAAUCGGCGUGCCAAUGUCUUGGACUAUCCAAGCAGUCAGUUGAAAAGAUGGUGCGCAUUUACUUCGACAACAUGGUCGCCAUUAACAUUUUCCAUGAACCAACCUUUAUCCAGGCCUUGCAUGCCAUCACCUCAGAAUCUCAUCUGAUAGCCUUGAUGGCUGCUAUAUGCGCAUACUCUGUACGCUUCAUCCCAUUCGAAGCCGACACGGAACUUGAACAAGAACUGUCAUGGGGCCGUGCCGACCAGAAAACGCCAACUACGUUCCUCAACCUUUCAUCACAGCAGAUCGACAAGGCCCUGAAUGAGUGUACUGACGACCCCCCGCCACUCUGCGUUCUGCAAGCCCUCAUCGUUACAACUCACUGUCAGCUGACACAAGGUGUUCGAGGAAGAGCAUGGCGUGCACUAGGAACAUGCGUGAGGCUAGCAUACGAGCUUAACCUUCAUCUGCUAGACUCAAGGUACGCCGUUGAGCAAUACGACCACAACACCCAGCGGUGGUGCGAAGAUGAGGAGAAGCGUCGUGCGUGGUGGGCGAUAUGGGAGAUGGAUGUGUUUGCGAGCACUAUUCGUCGCACACCAACUGCCAUAAGCUGGUCCCAGAUGGAAGUAUUACUCCCUGCGCCCGAUGCCAACUGGUACCAGGAUACCCCUGUGGGGAGUUGCUUCCUGGAACAGGAGCCAGGCCAGCGGUGGAAAGCUCUGCAGGAGAGUGGAAAUGUCUCACCAAAGGCUUGGUUCAUUGUAAUCAACUCUCUGAUGAAGGAUGCUCAAGUUAUAUCUUGCCCUCGAGGUGUGCCCUCGGUUACACGACCGGGCCAGAGCUGGCAGCAGACUGCAAAGGGUGAGGGGAGGCGAAGCAUCUCUUACCAAGCUGAGAGCAGCGAGGAGUCUCGGCAGAAGCUGGAGACCUUGGCCAACUCGGUAUACUGUCUUGUUCGGGUGCUGCCUGAGAAUCUUCGCUACCGCCAACAACAUCUGUCGUUCAGCCCACGCCUACCAGGCCAGGUUGAGUCAUCCCGACAGUUGCACUGCUCUAUCUACAACAUCUACGUCAUGACGCAGUUGGCGCGACUCAUGAUCCAUCGAUAUGAUGUCUUCGGUAGCCAAGCUAAGCCCGCACAACCUCCAGCCAUGAGCGCCCCGUGCAAACUAGGGUUCGCCUCUUUCCAGGACCAGGAAAGCCCUGCCCUCAGAGAGUAUUUUGAAUCAGCCGACAAUGUCCUCUCGAUAGUCAACAGGAGCUGCGAAGACCACAUUCGUCAUAUCAACCCUUUUCUGCCCAGCACGAUUUGGUUGGCGGCUGCCGUUCAAAUGGUUCGGAAGCAGUUCGGAGGUCCAUCGACUUACAAUUCACUAAUCAAGGCUCGCUUUGAUGUUUUGUACCUCACGUACAAGCAAUGUGUUAGCUUUUGGGGCAUCCAGACUGCCAUGCAGCAGAACCUUGAGACUAUUGAAGCACAGCUGGAAGACUUUAACGGUAAGCCUACGAGAAGCUUCCCAGGCACGGCUACACAACCUGCAUGGUCUGGUGUCAGCAAUGCUGCGCAGCGAUGGAUAUCGCCCUUGGACACAUCUGAUGGAAGCAAAGUAGCUUGCCGCGCCUCCAACGAUCAGAAUUACACCCACCAAGCACAAUCAAAUGAAAUGCAGAAACCUCUUGGAACUGGCGACACUGAAGGGCUCGGCAACGGCAAAGGCAUACAAAGCCCAGGCGCCCUACCCAAGACUCCUCCAGCAAGCGACCAUGGGGAGCAGCUCACGCGCAGCAUAAUGCAAGGGACCACAAACAUGGCUCAGUCUAUGGAUCAAAUCGUACGAGAUCCAAUGAAUGUUGCAUUUGCCCCUGAUGUUGACGAUGGUAUGGCAAGUAUGCCAAUGCUAGAGUUUAUGCUCAUGCCACCACAGGCAAACUCCGAGAUGCAUGAUAUGGGGGAUAGUACAAUGAUGGAUGUGUGGAAGGAUAUGGAGCUUCCGAGCGAUAUUCGUGACUUGUUAUCUGGAUUCUCGACUUAUUGACAGCUUUUGCUAUCUUCCUGUGGCUGGGCUGGUAUAUAUAUAAGUGUGUUAAAUACUGACAGUCAAAUGAACAUCGAUUCCUCUGCGUAAGGAUUUGAAACAUGAAACUCCCGACGCUAUCGCCUUCAAGCUGAGCCAAUGUUGUAGCGUCGAGACAGAAAUGAAAACA
Fusarium redolens is the source of this 2786-nucleotide messenger RNA. RefSeq names its product fungal-specific transcription factor domain-containing protein. Gene Ontology annotation, cellular component: nucleus. Gene Ontology annotation, molecular function: DNA-binding transcription factor activity, RNA polymerase II-specific; zinc ion binding; DNA binding. The coding region runs from base 8 to 2617 and encodes 869 amino acids. The record is from RefSeq and is a predicted model, not a curated record. The transcript is spliced from 6 exons. Gene Ontology annotation, biological process: regulation of DNA-templated transcription; DNA-templated transcription. NCBI's taxonomy places the organism in Eukaryota, Fungi, Ascomycota, Sordariomycetes, Hypocreales, Nectriaceae.